AUGCAUCUAACUCCGGCUCUAUCGUUUCUCUUCGCCCUCAUCUCCCUCUCCCAGCUUGCCUCGGGCCUGAAGCUCAUCGAGUCCAAGUCUCUCACACCAUGCGCAAACACAGCCACACAGAAUAAUGCCGACUUCACCGCAACACUCUUCAACAUCGCCUUCACCCCGGAGAACCGCACUCUCAAUGUCAACUUCCUCGGUGUCUCCUCCAUCGAUGGCUACGUCACUGCUCGUCUGGAGCUGUAUGCCUACGGAUAUCCGGCCGUUGACCAAAAGUUCGAUCCUUGUGAUCCCAGUAUCGACCUCAAGGGUCUCUGCCCCAUGAGUGCCGGUCCCAUCGAACUUCACUCCAACAUCCUCAAUCUCUCAGACGAUAUCAUCAACAAAGUACCCGGAAUCGCGUACAAUGUCCCUGAUAUCGAUGCCAAAUUUCGUGCCUACAUCUACAAACGUGAAACUGGCGCAACCAUCGCCUGUUUCGAGGGCCAACUCUCCAAUGCCAAAACCGUCUAUCACAGGACGGUCGGUUGGAUAGUUGCCGUCAUUGCUGGCAUAGGACUCGUCGCUUCGGCCAUCACGUCUGGUCUCGGCCAUUCCAACACCGCAGCACACGUCGCCGCCAACGCACUCUCCCUCUUCAGCUUCCUGCAAGCCCAAGCCAUGAUCGGUCUGACCUCCGUCACCCUGCCUCCCGUCGUUCAGGCUUGGACUCAGAACUUCCAGUGGAGCAUGGGUAUCAUCCACGUUGGCUUCAUCCAGAGGAUCUGCACUUGGUACCAGCGCGCCACAGGUGGAACGCCAGCGACCGUCCUCGAUUCCCUCACCACCACAUCCAUCCAGAUCAAGAAACGAUCCAUGGAAGUCAUGAACCAUGUCCUCACCCAUCCCAACGGCCUAACCAAACGUGUUAACAAUAACCCGUCCGUCGGAGAAACCAUCAAUAACAUCGUCCUACGUGGUAUCGACAGAGUCGCCUUUAAAGCUAAGAUGGAGACUACAAACUUCUUCAUGACUGGACUUCUCUUCUUUGUCCUCUUUGUCACCUUUGUAGUGCUUCUUGUUACCGCGUUCAAGGGAUUCUGUGAAUUGGCCGCCAAGAACGGCUGGAUGAAGACUGACAAGUUCCAGGAGUUCAGGAACGGGUGGAAGAUUGUCAUGAGAGGAAUUCUCUUCAGAUUGGUUGACUCCCCGGCUAUAGUGAUCCUUGCCGUCUUCAUGUUGCUCUCGGUUAUCGGCUCUCUCAGCUGGGCGGCGUUCAAAGUCAUCAGUCUAGCCAAGAAAUCAGUCCAGAUGCACAAGAACCCAGCCUAUAUACUCUACUCUGACCCAUCAGCCCUCAACAAAUGGGGGUUCCUCUACGUCCAGUACCGCGCAACUGCUUACUACUGUGUCGUUCCGCUUCUCGGCUAUAUCCUGAUUAAGUCCAUGUUCAUUGGUCUUGCUCAAAAGGCACCAUAUGUCCAGGCUAUCUCCCUUUUGAUCAUCGAACUUGCUGUGCUUAUUGGUGUCUCUAUCCUGCGACCAUGGAUGGAUAAGAAGACAAAUAUCUUCAACAUCUCCAUUGCUGCUGUUAACUUCUUUAACGUCAUCCUCCUUCUCUUCUUUAGUGAAAUCUUCAAGUUGCCAGGCCUUGUUGUCGGGGUUAUGGGUGUAGCCUUCUUCGUCAUCAAUGCUGUCUUCGCUCUCAUCCUCUUGAUCCUCGUUCUCAUUGCCUCAGGCUACGCAAUGCUAUCCAAGAACCCCGACACCCGCUACCAGCCCAUGCGUGACGACCGAGGAUCUUUCAUCAAAUCUCAGACUCAACUCACCACUGAGCUCGAUGCUCUAGGUGCCACAGCCCGCGGUGAAGGUAAAUUCAACGAAUUUGAAGAUGACUCUACCUCCCUCUCAGGGCAGUCCAACGGCCGUGCACCACUUGAUACUCGUUCUACCAACGACCAGCACGCCCCGGGCCAAGGAUACCCUAACCGUCCUCCACACUCUCCCGUAGAUCCCUCUGUUCCCCUUUUCCCAUCCAGCGUGUCCACUCACUCUGCCCAUUCCCAGAGAACUGGCGGACCACAACAAUACCAAUCUCAACCCGCCUUCCAUGAUGCAUCAUCCGUCCAUUCAUCCCCAUACUCACAUAAUCCAUCAUCUACCCCAGGCGGGUACACCACUUCGCCUUUCCCACGCACGGGUUCGGCAAAUCCCCAUACAGCCAGGGCGCAGAAUAACGCCAGUCCAUGGCAGAGGGGCGCCGGUUAUGACUAA
Microsporum canis CBS 113480 is the source of this 2253-nucleotide messenger RNA. RefSeq names its product DUF907 domain-containing protein. The record is from RefSeq and is a predicted model, not a curated record. Gene Ontology annotation, biological process: transmembrane transport; fungal-type cell wall biogenesis. Bases 1 to 2253 code for a protein of 750 amino acids. NCBI's taxonomy places the organism in Eukaryota, Fungi, Ascomycota, Eurotiomycetes, Onygenales, Arthrodermataceae. The transcript has 4 exons.